Molecule: messenger RNA, 4773 nt
Organism: Lasiodiplodia theobromae
Lineage: Eukaryota; Fungi; Ascomycota; Dothideomycetes; Botryosphaeriales; Botryosphaeriaceae
Product: RNA-directed RNA polymerase
Exons: 3
Coding region: 1-4773 (1590 amino acids)
Biological process (GO): siRNA processing
Cellular component (GO): nuclear RNA-directed RNA polymerase complex
Molecular function (GO): RNA-directed RNA polymerase activity
Source: RefSeq, a predicted model, not a curated record
AUGGAAAACAAUGAAUGGAAAAGUUGGCAGAACCUGAAGGUCAAGGUCCACGACUUGCCUUUGGACAUUGCUACCGUCGAUCUCUACAAACUCUUCAAGCAUGAGGGCACUAUCAGUAGAAUUGACAUUGUACGAGAGGUGUACGGAAAGGUGGCCUUCAUGGUUUUCAGCCCGCCGCCACGCAGAGCCUUCUGGAAGGACAUGUGGUUCCUUCCAGCUGGACAGUCAGGCUCUGGAAUUCAGCUGAGAGUUGAGGCUCGUGGACCGGACAGACAGCUUCGGAGAGCCAGUCCAGCCAAUCCGCUAAAAACUUAUCCUGAGAUUAUGACAAUCUCAGCAAGCUCAAUUGACUUCGGUUUCAUGUACAACGAGUCGGCCAUGAUGAUUAUGCAAAAUGCAAGCCCAAUCCCUCCUCACAACAUUUCGGUCACGCUCAAUCUAAAGUGGGCCAAGCUCAUUGUCCAGUUUCCACUUUCCAUGUUCAACGAAGAGGAGAACUUUUUCGUUACUCAGCCAUUCCGCUUUGAGAUCCCUACACAGCGCCUGAGCAAAAUACACGAGGCAAGGGAAGGCGACAAGCGGAUUCUGAUCAUUCCAUCGGAUUGCGUCCCCCGGUAUGCUCGCAAGGCGCAGGAAGUGGAACGGACCCAUAACAAUGGUGAUUCCUCCUGGGACGAGUCAAAGGCGUGGUAUCGCUCAGUCGAUAUCGCGCACCUCCGCGAACCAUUGAAGACGGCCCCAACCGCGCUGAGGAAGAAGAAUGCAACGGUCGACAUUGGCCGCUGGACCACGUACAAGAUCGAAUUUGACGCAUCUUCGACAAACCUGAAGCAAUAUGACGAGAUGUUGAGCGCCUUGACUGACUGGAAUGUGAGCAUCGUUGGCGACACACCAAUUGAACUUCUGGAGAAAGAGCAGCCAAUUUUGUGGGACAUAAUCGACACCCCGCAGUCCUAUUCUCCUCGCCGCAAUGCGAGCCCUUGUGGUCUUCAACCAGAACCAAUCCAUCUCGACUUUGAAGUUCGGUAUCAGUUCGAGGCCUGCCUCUCAAACAACAUCCUGAACGAGCACAACAUUACCCGGGAUUUCAUACAACGCCUCGCAAAGAUGAACGGGAAGAUGGCUAAAGCCUAUCUUGAGGUGGCGAUGGACAAGAAACAGCGUUUCUACGAGCCUAUGGACAUCUUCAAGCUACCGCUUGGUAAGAAGGGAAUGCAAAAGGAGAUCCCCGCUCAUUGCGUUUGGUCUCGCGCUGCCACCGUCACUCCGUCAACCAUCAUCAUCUCUUCCCCGUCAAUGGAAAUUUCCAACCGUGUUGUCCGCGACUACAUCGCGCACAGCGAUCGCUUCUUGCGUGUGAAGUUCACGGACGAGAAAUACGAGGGAAAGUUGGGUAGCCGGAGCGGCGACAGCGACAAUGAGUUGUUCACUCGUGUCUGGCGUACACUAACUAAUGGCAUCACAAUCGGCGAUCGCCAUUAUGAAUUCCUUGCCUUCGGAAACUCUCAGUUCCGUGAACAUGGUGCCUAUUUCUUCUCAUCCGUGGAGACGGAUGAAGUUCACCUGACACCAUCGUACAUUCGCAAAUUCAUGGGCGGGUUCGAGGACAUUAAAGAGGUUGCUCGAUAUGCCUCACGCAUGGGGCAGUGCUUUUCUACGACUCGGGCAGUCACGAGCGUCAAGGCCAGCAUCGGUGCAAUGGAGGACGUCAAACACAAUGGCUACACUUUUACGGACGGCGUCGGUAAGAUUUCACCGCUUCUAGCGCAAAAAGUUGCAGAGGAGUUUGGUCACCCCAAUCCGGUCGAAGACACCCCUUCUGUUUUCCAAUUUCGACUUGGAGGCUGCAAGGGUAUCCUUGCCGUUUCACCAGAGCUCGAAGGCCACAAAAUCGUUCUGAGAAGAUCCCAAGAGAAGUUUGCAGCGGAUCAUGAUGGCCUUGAGAUUAUCAAGUGGUCUCAGUACGCGACAGCUACUUUGAAUCGACAACUUAUCAUCGUCCUUGAUGCACUUGAAGUCCCUGGGCACGUCUUUAUGACCAAGCUUCGGAGCCAGCUCUCAGGCCUUACCGAUGCAAUGACAUCAGAGGAUGUGGCGCUUCGUUUCCUGCAAAAGUCCGUUGACCCAAUCCAGACCACGCUAACAUUAGCCGGAAUGGUCAUGGAUGGCUUUAUGAGUGCCAGGGAACCUUUUCUGAUGUCGGUACUGCAUGUAUGGAGGGCUUGGAGUCUCAAAAAUCUCAAAGAAAAGGCAAAGCUUUUCAUCGGGGAUGGAGCGUUUUUGCUCGGGUGUGUCGAUGAGACUGCUUCCCUCCGUGGUCAUUUCUAUUCUGAACAGGGCGAGACUCACUGCACAAAGAAGGACUUGGACUUGAAAGUCUUGCCGGAGAUCUUCGUCCAAAUUUCGGAUCCCGAUCAUGAGGGACGCUACAAGGUCAUUGAAGGCCUGUGCAUUGUUGCACGCAAUCCUUCGCUUCAUCCUGGAGACAUUCGCGUCCUUUCCGCCGUCGACAAGCCGCAGCUACACCACUUGAAGAACGUCGUAGUAUUCCCACAAACUGGUGACCGAGACAUUCCGAACAUGUGCUCUGGGGGCGAUUUGGAUGGGGAUGAUUACCUGGUUAUCUGGGACAAAGAUCUCAUCCCGAAUAUCAUCAAUCACUCACCCAUGGAUUUUACGCCAGAUAAAGAAGGGAAUGAGCGGCUAACCGUGGAGGAGGUCACUAUGGAAGACAUCUCGAGGUUCUUUGUCGAGUAUAUCAAGAACGACAGCCUCGGACAAAUUGCAUAUGCACAUCUGGCUACGGCUGACUUUGAGUACGAGGGUGUCAUGAGCGACAAAUGUCUUGAACUGGCUCGUCUCCAUUCCCGUGCUGUUGAUUACCCGAAGUCUGGCCUCAGUGCGAAAAUGACGAGGAAUGACCGACCAAAGAAGUACCCACACUUCAUGGAGAAACCACCGGAGAAGACCUACGUCUCGAAGAAGAUCUUGGGAAAGCUUUAUGACGCUGUUGAAACGGUGGAUCCGGAGCUUUGUUUUGGUUCUCCUUUCGACAGCCGCAUUCUCAAUGCGUACAAGAUCGAACCUGAAGUACUGGCCAAAGCAGCUGAGAUCAAGGAACUGUACGAUACUGCUGUACGGAAGUUGAUGGCUCAGCACGAUAUCAAGACGGAGUUCGAGGUGUGGUCUACGUUUAUCUUGAAACACAACACAGAAAUCCGGGACUACAGUUUGCAAGAGGAAUUCGGCCGCAUCUGGGAAGCCCUGAGAGAGCGAUACCAGAAACUUUGCUACGAAGAGGCCGCCGGUGGCUACAAGGAAGAUAUCCAUGGCUCGGACGAGAAAAAGGCAAGAGCGACACUUCAGGAGCAGGGCAGGGCUUUCAAAAACCUUGGUCCGUUCAUCGCUGCCAUGUACACGGUGACCGCGCAGGAAAUGCAGCGUGCCACCGAACUCGUCCGUCAGGCCAAGAUCGAUGCCGGCCGUAGUGCACCUGCCAUGAAGAUGACGCCAGCGAAUAUGCCGCUCAUGAGUUUUCCCUGGAUCUUCCCCCGUGAGCUUGGCCUUAUCGCGGCCGGCGCCAAAGAACGACCUGAAGGUUUCAAGGCGCAGCACUCGGCUCCUCUGAAAAGCCAGGCCGGGAAACAGAAGCCCAAGCUGGGCACCUCUGCCCAAGGUGGCUGGACCAAGGAGGACGAGCUCUUCGUGGAUGGAGGCGCGGUCAUUAAAAAAGGUGAACUGCUCGACAUAUUCGGCGAAAGCAGCAGGUCUGGUCGUACCCAGCAGUCCGGGCACGCUGCUCCCGCUAAGAAUGCUUUGGAGGAGCUCAAAGGGCUACAGCUGUCAGCAGAUGAAAAUAUGGCCAAAAAAGGGGGCCUGAAGCCAAAGCCAUCCCCACAAAUGGUCAAGAGCGAAUCGGAGAAGGGGAAAGACGAAGCCGACCCUGAGGGUCUGUACACAGACGAUGGCCCAUACCCGCCCGGGUCCUAUGAACACCCGUAUUUCUCGGCUAAUGUCAUCCAAACAAACCCUUCCAAGGAUCAUUCUCUUUCUACCACCAAGUCUGCUGAGAGCAACAAGGCACCUCGCAUAAUCGACUCCACUUCCAUUGUAGAUGAGAGCACUGAAGACAAUGACGGGCGUGGUGCCGAAAUCACCACCAAGUCCACCGAGAAGCUCGUUGCUCACGCGACUCCUCCAUCAGUCCCCUCUUCAUCCCGUCCUCCGUCGAUCCCUCCACACCUACGGUCUCAACUUCCUCUACCGCCAAUGGCGAACCGCUCUCGUGCUACUACGCCCGCCUCGCUCAUGGGCUUAUCAGUUACGCAAGAAGACGAAAAUGAUACUGAUGGUGAUGACGACGAGCUGGUUAUUGGUGUUGAGGAGGAGGCGGAAGUCGAUCAGAGAAAGAUCUUAGGGCAUGGAAGAAGAAACCCGCCUUCGGUCGGCAGGGAUUCGAGUGUGCAAAGUGUGGCGGAGCUGGUGCUAUUGAAUCGGAUGGAGAGGGAGCUGGAAGAGAGCGUGGCGGGUGAUUCGAGGUCUUAUGAGAGUGACAAGGAGACCAGGAAGUCUGUGGUGGAUAGCGGACCGGAGAAAGAGCUUGUGGAUAUCGACAAGCCUAAGAUGACUGUGGAGACCGGAAUGGGCGACACGGAGGAUGACAAGAAGAUGGUUCGUGCCGAAGACGAUGGUGAUGUGGAGGUUGAGCAGAAAGCUUCCACUCCAAAGAAGAAGAGAAAGGGGGCUUUGGCUAUGCUGAAGAAGUUCUCUUGA